Molecule: messenger RNA, 1162 nt
Organism: Glycine soja
Lineage: Eukaryota; Viridiplantae; Streptophyta; Magnoliopsida; Fabales; Fabaceae
Product: tetrapyrrole-binding protein, chloroplastic-like
Exons: 1
Coding region: 80-880 (266 amino acids)
Biological process (GO): chloroplast-nucleus signaling pathway
Cellular component (GO): chloroplast
Molecular function (GO): tetrapyrrole binding
Source: RefSeq, a predicted model, not a curated record
UAUCAAAAAAAAAAAAAAGAAUCCUUCAAAUCACAUCACAACGCACACACUCUUCUUUUACCCUUUCUCUUAUUCUUUCAUGUUCCAAACUAAAAUGGCAACUAACUCUCUCCAUUACUCCAUCCAACACCACCAAUGUUCACUCACCAAACGCCACCACCCCUCAGACACCCCACCCCCCACAUCACUUUUCCUCAAACCCCCUACACCCCCCAUACACCACAACAUCACUCUCUCGCACACUCCUUCAAACUCAUAUAUCACCUAUUCCAUCUCUCAAACCACACCUUCCUCCACCACCUCCCAAACCACCCCGUCCUUCGACCUCCUCCGCCACCAUCUCUCCACCAAUAACUUUCAGCUGGCCGAUGAGGAGACGCGUCGUCUCCUCAUCGUGCUUGCUGGCGAAGCCGCACAGAAGCGCGGCUACGUCUUCUUCUCGGAGGUGAAGUUCAUCUCCGAGAGCGCCCUCAGGGCCAUCGACUCCCUCUGGAGGGAGCACAGCGGCGGCAAAUUCGGGUACAGUGUGCAGAAGAAGCUACUGGAGAAGGCCAACGGAGACUUCACCAAGUUCUUCAUCAAGCUUGGGUGGAUGAAGAAGCUUGACACUGAGAUGGAGCAAUACAACUACAGGUCCUUCCCCACUGAGUUCAUCUGGGAGCUCAAUGAUGACACCCCAGAGGGGCAUUUGCCUCUCACAAACGCUCUCAGAGGGACACAGUUGCUUAAUAACGUUCUCAAACACCCAGCUUUUGAUGUAGUUGAUGACAAAGAAGAAGAAGAAGAUGGUGAGAACAAGGACAAUGGGGCAAUCACAGAUAAUGGUUCUUCGUCAAAGACAUUGGGUCAGAGGAUCUUCAAACCGGACUAUAGCUUCUAAGUGCAUAGAGGAUGUACCUUAAUUUGGAGGUCAAAUUUUACGUAUAAGAUAAACAUAUAGUAAUUAGUAUUAAUUUAUUAUCAAACAGUGCAACUGUGCAAGUGGUUACUUCAUUGUAUUUUUUUUUUUCAUUUUUCUUUUUUUACCUUCUUGCUCUUUUUCCAUUAUAUCUGUUUUUUUUUUUGGGCCAAUGUGCUCUUGAAUUUUCUCUGUCUUUAUAAUUUGGCUGACUGCGUUUUACAAACAAAUCAACAGAAGGUUCACUUGUUUGUUGGUUUUUAA